CUGAGUGCUCUCCCAACUAUCCAAGUGCAUCAAUGAUCGAAUCGAACUCUCCUUUUUGACGUUCCAGCGCAAAGAAAAUGAUUUGCUUCGUUCUUGUGUUGCUGAUUCCAUGGCAAACUAUGGCAGACAGCUGCAGAAGCUCUCCAUACUCAAUCCAAGGGUUCAGGAUUCGUGGUCAUGUGAUCAAAACUGUUUUUCUAUCGACCAGAAGUCAAUGCGAGCAUCAGUGUGCUGCACAACAAGGCUGCAACAGCAUCAGUUUUCAUCAGAAUAAAGGAAAGUGCGAAUUGCAUGACGGUAACCACAUCACAAAUCCUGAAAUCGUUCUUCCAAGUGAUGGAUACACCUACGUGAACUUUCCAGCAAGGCCUCCAAAGAGAUGYAGUCGUAAGUYAUGCAGCUAUCCGUUAGCAUGUGUGCCGGAGGGCAACAGUUACAAAUGCGUCACUUGUGAAGAGGCCAAAGCUGAACAAGUUUUGAAUUUCCCAAGGAAAUCUGCUCAAGACUAUGCUUUUCUCAAUGGUCCAUUUGCUUCACUGAGCGCCUUCACGCUUUCUCUCUGGGUUCAACUGGACAGCUCAAGUACAUCAUAUUCUGUGCURAAUUAUGGUUCAUUAGCAUCCAUCUAUGCUACUGAUAGCUACAUUGGUGUUAACAUAAACAGUCAAUCACAGUCUCUCCAAAAAAUUAACCUUGCUGACAGCAAAUGGCAUCAUUUCUGCCUCACCUGGGAAAACACAGGUGGCAACAUCAAAUUCUACAUCGAUGGUGCAGUUAGAAUCGCAUUUACCGGAAAUCAAGGCCAAAUGCUUAGCAGUGGGUAUAUAGAACUUGGCUAUGGCCCUAGGACAGGAACCGGUACUCAAGAUUGGAAAGCUCUGAUGGGAAAUCUGACCAGCGUAAACAUAUGGAGUAGAGUGUUUUCUUCUGAAGAAGUGUCGGUUCUUGCUUCGUCAUGUCCUACAAGCGAGGGAGAUGUCGUACAGUGGUCAAGCUUGAAGACAAAGGGUGUUGGCAUGGCAAAGCUUGUAUGUUCCAAUUUUUGCAUGUAGAAUGUAACAUGUAGGUCAUUACGUAUUUCCAGGUAUCUGGAAAUUAUUUCAACAUAACAUCGCAGUCAAAUCUGUUAAUCAACGUUCACUACAAAUAUAUGUAAUUUUAAUCAGCUGUAGAAAAUAGUUCACUGCAAAAUUACAAGUAGAACGUAAGCAACAAGACCAACAGGUUUAUUCAUAUAAGUAGACUAUAGAAAACAUGAACACCAGUCACUGUCCACUAGACUUAUAGAAAAGAAGAACGUCAUUUUGUGCAUUGUCGAUUUCAAGGAAAAUUUGAAACGAAACCCAGAAGAAGAGGGACAGAAUGGUAGCAGACGGAAUCAAAGAGCCGCUUCUAGUCAAUAAAAAUUCAUUGCUUCUCUAGACUUUAUUAACGAUUGUUAAAACACAAGAAGGGCAUCACAUGAAUAAUGAUAUUUAGAGUUAGUAAAGAAGAUCCAAGGCAUGUAAUGACACGGUUUAACAUCCUUCUAAUGAAUAAAAUGCGUCGCGGCUCCUUGUGGAAGGGGAAUACGGAAGGAAAAGAGAACAGUGAAUGUGAACCAAUGAGRAAGCGCGGGCUCUGGCCAUCCCAAGUACACGUGUAUAUUUAGUUGUCCCAUAAUUUUAUUGUUUCUCCCUCCUCCUCCUCCUCUACUUAUCUUUUUUUAUCGUUUCUAAUCUGCUACGCAGGCUAAUAUCAGAUUAGCAUUUCACAAUUGCUGC
Exaiptasia diaphana is the source of this 1763-nucleotide messenger RNA. RefSeq names its product sushi, von Willebrand factor type A, EGF and pentraxin domain-containing protein 1. Bases 78 to 1052 code for a protein of 324 amino acids. Lineage: Eukaryota; Metazoa; Cnidaria; Anthozoa; Actiniaria; Aiptasiidae. The transcript has 4 exons. The record is from RefSeq and is a predicted model, not a curated record.